AUGGCCUCAACACUUGAUCUCGCUGCGGAUGAGUUUCUCACUUGUGAGAUUCAUUCCGAGAGCACCCUACCACUUCUGAGCUAUUUCAUCUACAUUUCAGGCUAUGGUGAGACGCUUACCUACUAUCGCUUCAACGAGCUUCUGCAGGCAAAAGACUCCAAGCUGCUGUCUCUCUUCCCGGGUCUCCGUGAAUGCGAGAAAGGCAAGACGUGUGAUAAGCUGUUCACAGAUGCUGUUCGAAAGGUUGUCGAUGACUUUUGGGACGCCUACGAUGAGGCUGCAGAUGAGAUCUCGUUUCCCGAGAAGAUUCAAGUGAAAGCUAUCAAAGAUGCAUAUGUCGCCAUCACUAAGAAGUAUGAUAGCUACACGCUAUGGUCUUGCUUGACUGAUAAGGCAGGGUGGACUGAAGAUGCUAUCAAUCUGUAUGAUCUCGGUAACGCUCAUGUCGUCUUUGAAAAUGGCUUCAUUGAGUCGUUCAAGGAUGCGUUUUUGUCAAGUAACGAAGGUGGCGAACAGGCCGGCAUGAAGCAGCUUCAAGAGGGAAUGGAUGCCAUACCCAACGCCAUCGUCUCCAGCGAGAGAGGAGAAAAAUCGUUGGUGGAUGACAUCAUCUAUGGUGCCCGAGUCACUGAGAUAGGCAUCCCUGAACAAUCGGACCCCCAAAUCCCUCGCCAAGCUCCGGCCAAGGUGACCUAUGAAGUCACAGCCAACAGCUUGAAGAAAUCCAUCACCUCCGACUAUCUCAUUCUCGCCAUUCCUUACACCGCGCAGCGAACAGUUGCCAAGUCCAAGCCCUUUGUUCCUAUGCAGGAAAUGGCAGUUCGAGACGUUCGCGACGUGAAAGUCACCAAGAUUCUUCUUCAGUACAAGAAGAGAUGGUGGGAGAAGGUCUUCACUGAGGCGGGUCAAGGCCUAGACGGCGGUCUCGUCAGCGAUCUUCCUAUCCGUUAUACCAUGUUCCCCAAGACAGAAGACAACACUCAGUUCAAACAUUCAAAUCGCGGUGCCAUCAUGGCAGCAUAUACUUUCGAGCAAGAUGCCACUAUCCUUGGAUCCUUCUCCCCAGACCGGCGAAUUCAAAUUGCCGCUGAGAACCUGAACAGGAUCUUCCCCAGUGCCAAGUCGCCGGACCUUCUCGAAGCUGGGGCAUCUCAGGUCUUUCCAGCUGAUGAACUAGCGCAUUCUGCUACUUCGGCCCGAUGCAAAAGACCAAGUUCUUGGAUACCAUGCAGAAGCCUGACUGGGAGAACAGAAUAUUCUUUGCGGGUGAGCAGGCUAGCUUUACUCAUGGAUGGAUCCAGGGCGCUUUUGAAGCUGGGCUUCGAUGUGUUCAGCAAAUGUGGUCUGUUGCUAUUGAGGGUAAGGCACAGUGAGCAAGAGAAUGCAAGGCUUACACGCGUGGGUCCCAAGACUCAAGCCCGGGAGGAGCCAGAUUCGCAAGUCCUGUCUCAGCUUAGGUAG
Molecule: messenger RNA, 1461 nt
Organism: Fusarium verticillioides 7600
Lineage: Eukaryota; Fungi; Ascomycota; Sordariomycetes; Hypocreales; Nectriaceae
Exons: 2
Coding region: 1-1461 (486 amino acids)
Molecular function (GO): oxidoreductase activity
Source: RefSeq, a predicted model, not a curated record